CGACGACGUUGAACUUGCAGCAACAGGUUGCGCGCGCUCGUCAUCCAUUCAAGCCGAAACACGGCUCUAACGAGGUUUUGUUGGUAUACCAUGGUCAACAACAAGAUCUCCCAACGCGCUAGGAUUGUCCAGCCCCCAAGACGCGACCAACCACAUGUACGCCUCAGAGGAACAGCGCCUACUAGCUGCAGGAAGCGGAACAGCAUCAGAUCCGAAAAAGAAGCGAAAGAGGCACAGACGGGCGUCGAUCGACUGACCUUUUGGCCGAAAGGGAGAAUGGCGGUGAGGUGACGGGCACUUUGCACGGGCCAGACUGCCUUUCCCGUAGCCGCAGGUACUAGGUAUAAGCUCGGGCAUUGGCCGCCGCGUCGCAAUUCCUACGCAAUUUACCGUCCGAAAACAACACUACCGCGUCUGCUUGUUGAAGGAUAUAGGGCACACAGGCUUCGCGGCAGCCAUCACGCACAAUCGGCGACCAAACGGACAUGUGGAGAAUGGGACUACUCUACCUCGACCGAGGUGAUAGCGCCAUCUUCGCCGCGCUCAAGGAUGCGGGGCACAACACUCGACAAGCGCCGCCAGGCUCGCCCUCUGGAAAAUUCUCGUCGCCGGGUGACUCGGAUCACGCAUCUCUGGAUGGCAAGGUCAGACAGGAUGUACCAACACCACAUGGCAUCCAGCAGUGGGUAGUACCAGCAGAUGGAAAUGGCCUCAAAUUCAACCACCUGCGCACAAAAGCCGAGGAUCCAAUGGAUUCGCUGUCCCCGUCGUCGGACACGACGCUGUUCGAGGAACCAGAGGUGUAUUCGUUGGACCGAUCCAAAGACGACGAGAGCAGCUUCCAUGAUUACUUCUCCUUUGAUGGCGCCGACAACGACCAAGUAAUCAAAACCGAGCGAAGAGACCCCGCGCUAUCUCAGAGGCGGCGCGUCCGCCAUCAGCGCGCACCCUCGACUGUGUCAGCAUUUGGGAGUGCGGACAAGGUUUCGCUGCCAAUGCGCGCAAGGCCCAAGACGAAUGAAGGACUCCUGCAACUGCACAUGCAAGCCGAUAGUCCAAAGGCACUGCAAUUUGCAGAGGCUCCCAAGACGCCACGCUCCUCCACCACACCCAUCGAUAGGCAUCGCCGCAGAGUAUCACUAGGACUUCCGCUCCGCGCCUUGGGCGCACAACCCGAAGGCCUCAAACGCUCCCACUUUGACAAUACAUGCACAGCGCCGCAAUCGCCUCCCCGGACCCCCGCAACAGACCGGGCCGUCUCGGCUGCAUUGAGGCAGAAAGAGCGAGAACUAGCAUCCGCGGCACUGAAGCAAAAAGAGCGAGACCUCGAGUACAAGCACCGGCACACGUUUAUCGGCACAGCCUCCCUGGACGAUUUCCUCGAGGUCCUCGAAGUCUCAUCAGCGUACACGACGACCAAAGCAGCCGUAGCAAGAGCCUUCAUCAUCCUAGCGUCCAGCGAGCGCCUGCUCGCUCGCCAAGCCUCGGCCACGCCUUCAGGCUGGGACCUCGUCUCGCGCAAAACGUCGGAUAUGCUGGCCAAUAUCGAUUACGUUGCCCAAGCCCACAUUCGACUCGGAUCUAUUACCCUGCGCCAGUUCUUGGAUCUCAUCUACUUUGAUGAAGACGAGGACGUGGGUGCUAUGAACGUUAUUGAAGCUUUUUCCGCUGCGAGCCAUCUCGAUGCCAAAGUCGAUGGCGGGACGGGGAGCAGGGCUAGGGCGUUUCGGAGUUGGAUGGCACAGCAAGCAGAGUCCGACACAUCAGCAGCAUCAUCACGCUGAGAACGCGCUGUGAACCCCCCC
Molecule: messenger RNA, 1805 nt
Organism: Cucurbitaria berberidis CBS 394.84
Lineage: Eukaryota; Fungi; Ascomycota; Dothideomycetes; Pleosporales; Cucurbitariaceae
Exons: 1
Coding region: 495-1784 (429 amino acids)
Source: RefSeq, a predicted model, not a curated record